Purpureocillium takamizusanense is the source of this 1925-nucleotide messenger RNA. RefSeq names its product Heme o synthase (gene COX10). Gene Ontology annotation, molecular function: protoheme IX farnesyltransferase activity. NCBI's taxonomy places the organism in Eukaryota, Fungi, Ascomycota, Sordariomycetes, Hypocreales, Ophiocordycipitaceae. Gene Ontology annotation, biological process: heme biosynthetic process. The coding region runs from base 101 to 1597 and encodes 498 amino acids. The transcript has a single exon. Gene Ontology annotation, cellular component: mitochondrion; mitochondrial membrane. The record is from RefSeq and is a predicted model, not a curated record.
UCCGUCAUCACCGCGGAGCCGCACCCGCCCACGCCCUUGCAAGUCACCGGACGCAGCGUGUGCACCAGCGCCGCGACGCCAUGCUUGAGCCCAGCCGGCGAUGAUGCGGCCAUCACCACCACUUCGAGUCGCAGCCCGCGCCGAGUUUCGCUCCCUCGCGCCGCCUCGACUCCCCUCGCCGCGAUGGCUUUCCUCGACCGCCGCCCCGCGGGCUCCCCGGGCCGCCGCCGCCGCUGCCGCUGUCCUGGCGCCAUCGUCCCAAGCGGGCUUCUUCCUCUCCAACCGCAUCUUUGAGCGCUCCGCCUGCCUCGAAUCCCUCGUCGCGAACCAUAGGCCGCGAACGACCUCGACGGCCCCGGCUGCGCCGCCAUCCUCUGCCGCCAUGUCGCAGACGCCCCAAUCGCUCGCUGACCUCCCUCCCCACCGCCGUCGGCAGGCGCGCAAGCAGGCGCUCGCCAACGGAGACGUCCCCGACGGCACCCUACCCGCCAAUGCCUCGUCGACCCUCACCAACGUCGCCGCCGCGCAGCCCGCCCACUCAGCCCGCCGCAUCCUCUCCACGCUGCUCUCCCUCUCCAAGCCCCGCCUGACGGCCCUCGUCGUCCUCACGGCCAUGGCGCCGUACGCGCUGUACCCCGUACCCGAGAUGCUCAUGCCGACCAUGACCGAGACGCCGAGCCUGAGCCCGUUGACGCUGCUCUUCCUCACCACCGGCACCACGCUGUGCUCCGCGAGCGCAAACGCCCUCAACAUGCUCUACGAACCGUCGACCGACGCCAAGAUGUCGCGGACGCGGAACCGCCCGCUGGUCAGGAGGCUCAUCUCGCCCGCCGGCGCCGCCCUCUUCGCCGUCCUCGCCGGCGCGACGGGCGUCGGCGCUCUGUACUUUGGCGUCAACCCCACGGUGUCUUUCCUGGGCUUCUCCAAUAUCGUCCUGUAUGCAGGCAUCUACACGCCGCUCAAGGGCGUCACCGCCUUCAACACCUGGGUCGGCGCCGUCGUGGGCGGGAUCCCGCCGCUCAUGGGCUGGGCCGCGGCGGCGGGCGAGGCGGCGACCAACGACGGCUCGUGGCGCGAGCUUCUCUUUGCCGGCGACGGCUCGUCGAUUGGCGGCUGGCUCCUGGCCGGCUUGCUCUUCGCCUGGCAGUUCCCGCACUUCAUGGCGCUCAGCUGGGGCAUCCGCGAGGAGUACAAGGCGGCGGGGCUGCGCAUGCUGGCGUGGACCAACCCGGGGCGCAACGCCCGCGUCGCCCUGCGCUACAGCAUCGUCUUCAUCCCCAUCUGCCUCGGGCUGUGCGCCGCGGGCGUCACCGAGUGGUCCUUUGCCGCGACGAGCCUGCCCGUCAACCUGUGGCUGGUGCGCGAGGCGGUGCGCUUCUGGCGGUUCGAGGGCCACAACGGGAGCGCGCGGGGGCUGUUUUGGGCGAGCGUCUGGCACCUGCCGGCCGUCAUGAUCCUCGCGCUGCUGCACAAGAAGGGCAUGUGGAGCAGGGCGUGGAGGGGCGCCUUUGGCGACGAAGACGAGGGCGUGUGGGAGGACGAGGAGCUGGAGGAGAUGGCGAGCAUGACGGCGGCCAAGGUGGCCGCGAAGCGGUAGAGUCGGACGCUGUCGCAUGGGUUUGAGGCAGUGAUAUCGCUAGAUGGGGUUAGGGGGCAUUGGCGCCGUUGGAUGGGAUAUAGGCAUUGAUGCCGCUGGAUGGGAUACAGGCAUCGACGCCGUCAGAUGGGAUAGACGUUGGCCCACAGUCCGCUCAUCCACCUCGUAGCGACGACACCCCCGUCGCAUGUACUUUUACUUACACCGCAUGAAGGCAUGUACGAAAUGUAGAACACAGACAAGAUCUAGAGCUCGCGAUACGCGCAGUACAGGCCUCCUCCUCCUGCCUGCCUAUGUACCUCGAUUCAUUUGUCUUUUGUUUCCCCCG